Messenger RNA from Quercus robur (English oak), 534 nucleotides. RefSeq lists its product as uncharacterized. The transcript is spliced from 2 exons. NCBI's taxonomy places the organism in Eukaryota, Viridiplantae, Streptophyta, Magnoliopsida, Fagales, Fagaceae. The record is from RefSeq and is a predicted model, not a curated record. Gene Ontology annotation, molecular function: nucleic acid binding; RNA-DNA hybrid ribonuclease activity. The coding region runs from base 1 to 534 and encodes 177 amino acids.
AUGGCGAUAAUUAUUGAUGAGAUCUGGAGGACAAGGAACCUGAUCCAAUUCCAAGAAGGUAAUGCCAAUAUUCACAAGUCGAAGCAUAUUGUGCUUUCAAGAUUUGUAGAGCUGUCUAAGACCUUCUCUGUCUUGAAUACUACCCCUUUUGUGCAACCCAGUUCUGAGUGGACCCCUCCCCCCCUAGGCUGGAUCAAGCUCAACGUAGAUGCCGCACUGAACAACUCCAGAUCUGCUUUAGCUGUAGUUGCCAGGAAUUACGCUGGUGAGAUUCUGUUUAUUUGGGGAUCUGGUUAUCAUCUUUGUGCACCAUCUCAGCCAGAAGCAGCGGCUACUCUGUGGGCAGUCCACCUUGCAAUACAAGAACAUUGGAAGUCUAUCAUUAUUGAAGGGGAUGCACAAGUGUGCUUCAAUGCUCUUUCAUCACCUGACUUCGCUCCUGACUGGAGCAUUAGCACCUCUGUGCAGUUGUUUGCUUUGUUGGAUCAAUCUAACUCAGAUUUCAAGGCUUAUAGUGAGACAUCUUCUCAAUGA